CUGAAUGAAGCCACAGACAACAGUACUACGAGUGCCGCACUGCUCUUGCGUAGCUCAGUCACAUUGUCCUCGGCGCUCAAUGCAUGCGAGUCUUUAUCCGAGAGCUUAUGGUCACCUUCUAUCUUGCCCUACACUGCUGGUCUAAACAAUAGUCUUGCAUACGAGGUCUACGGUGGACGUCUUGCUAGCAAUCAGCUCAUGUGGAUUACUCAGUCUCACUCCACUUGGCCGUCAAAGCAUCUUGGGCCUCCAGGGCCUCCUCAUCAAGCACCAGAAUGUCAAGCGAUGGACGUUCAUGGACAGAUCCAUCAAAUCAGCUGCAAAGAGAAACUCCCAACACUAUGCUCCCAAACCGCACCCGCGUCCAACAUCACAUACGCAGACAACUCUCCGCCAUAUCAGAUCUCCCAAUCUGUUGGCUCGCAGAUACUUGUUGGAUACCGCGACUUCUUAACUUUCCGGUUCAUGGGCGUUCGAUUUGCUGCCGAGCCCAAGAGGUUUACCUACUCUUCUGUUUAUGAAGGGACAGGUACCAACAGUGCUCUCGAGCCUGCGCCUGAAUGUCUGACGUUGCCAAACAAUGGCUCCACAGACUGUCUGUUCCUCAAUAUAUGGACGACUGGUCUACCUGGGCCCGGUAAAAAGGACUUGAAGCCAGUGAUGGUCUACAUCUACGGAGGUGGGUUCACAACUGGAUCCGCAAGUAACCCUACGAACGAUGGCGGCAACCUAGCUGCGCGCGGUGAUGUCGUGGUGGUCGAUAUUGCGUAUCGUCUGUCUACACUGGGCUUCCUUGCUCUCAAUGACGGUGUUCACAACGGCAACUACUUCCUCUCUGAUCAGAUUGCUGGUCUGGAAUGGGUUCAGAAGUAUAUCGAAAAUUUUGGAGGAGACCCAACUCGUGUCACCAUCUUUGGUGAGUCGGCAGGUGCAGAAUCUGUCAAUGCUCUUAUUGCUUCGCCCAAGGGUAAAGGUCUUUUCCAUGGAGCGAUUUUGCAGUCAAACUAUUUUCAACCCUAUGUCCCGUUGGCUACUGCAAUCAACCAGACCACGGUUCCUAUUCUCAGUCAGACAGGUUGUACUACUGCGGCCGAUCAGUUAGCGUGUCUCCAAGCGUACAAUGCUACCGCGUUGAUCGGUCUCAAGACCGUCUUCAACUACCCAGUCGUCGAUGGCACAUACCUCGUAUCCGACUUCAUCGACCUUAACAGCACGACCAACAUUACUAACCGCGUACCGGUAGUCAUGGGCGUGAAUCGCGAUGAGGAAGGCGUCCUUGGAACAGUCUACCCAACCACAGACUUGACCACUGGCAUCGACGACAUCGCUGCUGCAAACCACCUAAAUGCCAGCAGCAUCCUCGAUUCUGGUCUGUUCCCUCUCGGCACCAGUCGCACCAACAACGCAACCCUGGAUGUCUUCAACACCACCACCCGUAUCUCCACCGACCUCUCUUUCCGCUGCGUCAACCAGUUCGAGGCCUAUGCAGGCGUAAAAGAUGGCGUGCUGCCCAACAUCUGGUUCUACGAGUUCAACCGCACAUACCAAGACCCAGCAUACAAUCCCAAUCUCGUGUGUGCCGCUCCGGUCACCCCUUCCCAUCCUUACGGCGACCCUUCGCAAGAGUACUUCAAAUGCCAUGCUGGAGACCUCGCAAACACUUUUGGCAAUGUUGCUCGAGUCGGCUUUCCUGAUCGUGAUGGCUUGGAUGCAAAGUUUGGGCAGCUGAUGACUGAUUACUGGACUAGCUUUGCAAGAAAUCUGGAUCCGAAUCCGGAUGUGGAGUAUUUGAAAGUGAGAGGAUAUUGGAAUACUAUCAAUCAGAUUGAAAAGUCGGGGCCUUGGGAGAAGGUGGGUGCUGCUCAGCCGAGGAUGAUGGAGUUGCAGUGGAAUUCAGUCAUGAUGCCAUUCAGAGAUGUCGAGCAGUGUGCCGUCUUGGGCUACCCACUAGAUUAUCUUACUCAG
Molecule: messenger RNA, 1965 nt
Organism: Aureobasidium vineae
Lineage: Eukaryota; Fungi; Ascomycota; Dothideomycetes; Dothideales; Saccotheciaceae
Source: the annotation of a GenBank genome assembly